AUGACUCGGGAGCUGCCCAACAGGACCCCGAGCCCAUGCACCAUGCCAUCCUGCCACGCUGCCAUCAUCUCCCUGCUGCUGAUCCUGACGGCUUCCCCACGCUGGAGCUACGAGGCCAUCAGGCCCGGCUGCCAUCUGCACCCAUUUGAUGUAACCAUCAAGAGCGACCGCCGUGGGACCUGCCGUGGGACCCAUGUGGUCCAGGCCUGUGUGGGCUACUGCGAAUCCAGCGCCUUCCCCUCCAAGUACUCCGUCCUGCUGGCCAGCAGCUUCAAACACAACGUCACCUCUGUGUCCCAGUGCUGCACCAUCAGCAAGAUGCAGAAGAUCAAAGUCCGCCUGCAUUGCGGGGCCAUCCGCCACGAAGAGAUAGAGAUCUUCACCGCCACGAGCUGCCAGUGCGACAUGUGCCGUCUCUCCCGAUACUGA
Molecule: messenger RNA, 429 nt
Organism: Emys orbicularis (European pond turtle)
Lineage: Eukaryota; Metazoa; Chordata; Testudines; Emydidae
Gene: GPHA2
Product: glycoprotein hormone subunit alpha 2
Exons: 4
Coding region: 1-429 (142 amino acids)
Biological process (GO): cell surface receptor signaling pathway
Cellular component (GO): extracellular region
Molecular function (GO): hormone receptor binding; hormone activity
Source: RefSeq, a predicted model, not a curated record